UAGAGCGGUAGUGUUUUUCGCGGACUCGCGGCUCGAUUUCCAAUGUUUAGUGGAUUGAAGGGUAAUAGUUUUGUGAUUCGGUUUAGUGAUCAUCCGUAAUGAAGUGGAUUAAUGUGGCUUAGUGUGAAUUAUACGGUUUCCAUUAAGUGAUUUCAUCUACAUUACAGUGGCAGUGCUGUGUACACAUCCGUAUUUAAUCAUAACACGUAUUUGAGUUCGUUACGCGUGCUAAUCGUUCGCAUAUUAUAACUGAUUAAGUGGUGAUUACCGGAUGAUUGAAGGUGAAGGUUGUGAGUUACAGAAGUAAAUGUGUGCUAUUCCAGAAAUCCAUCGGUGAGAUUGCAUAACUACUAGUGUGACAAACUACAACAACCGGAAGUACGUGGUGGCGAUUGUCACGACUGUGUCUGACACCUUGUUAAACUAGUUUCGGAGCUUGUUUGUUCUGAUCCUUGGUGGCCACUUGCCAAGCCUCCUACACUCGUAAUCGUGCAGUGGUGCAGCCCGUGGCACCGUUUCGACGCGGUUGUCUGCCGGUUUUCCCGUUGCUGAGUACUUAUAAUUGAUUGGAGAGGAUGCCCCACGUUCGAGCCGGAGGAGUGGGGACCCUCCUGAUGCUGUGGGCAACAGUGUUGCCACGUGUCCUGCUCACACUACUGCUGCUAGUUGGAACGAUGACUCAAAAUCAGGUGCAAUCGGUUGCUGCUCCUUCAUCUAAUAUGGGAAUAGUGGCGAACGCGGUUUUGGAAGAUCCUGAAUUCACAGACAUCAUAGAGAACAUUACAGUCCCAGCAGGAAGGAAUGUUAAACUGGCGUGUUCGGUGAAAAAUCUGGGCUCCUACAAGGUCGCCUGGAUGCACUUUGAGCAGUCGGCCAUCUUGACCGUGCACAACCACGUAAUCACCCGGAAUCCCCGGAUCAGCGUUACGCACGACAAGCACGACAAACACAAAACCUGGUUUCUGCAUAUUUCCAACGUACAGGAAGAGGACAAAGGACGCUACAUGUGCCAGAUCAAUACGGUUACGGCCAAGACCCAAUUUGGUUAUCUUCAUGUGGUUGUGCCUCCCAAUAUCGACGAUUCGUUUUCCUCGAGUGACGUUAUCAUCCGGGAAGGUGCAAACAUAACUCUCAAGUGCAAAGCAACCGGAAGUCCUAUCCCUUCGAUCAAGUGGAGGCGAGAAGAUAUUUUGAAUAUCACCAUCUCCAAAAAUCUCACCGUGAAAGCUUGGGAAGGCGACACACUAACCAUGGAGCGGGUAACUCGUCACGACAUGGGAGGCUACUAUUGCCUCGCGUCCAAUGGCGUUCCACCGAGCGUGUCCAAAAGGAUCAAAGUCAGUGUCGAUUUUCCGCCGAUACUGUGGACGUCACAUCAACUCGUUGGCAUCCCCUUGGGCUAUAACGUUACGCUGGAGUGCAGUACGGAAGCACACCCUACCUCACUCAACUACUGGACUCUGGAGAAGGAUCAAAUGAUACAUGAUUCCACGAAAUACAAGACUGAAUCUAUUCCUGGAACACCUUCGUACAAAGCGGUGAUGCGGUUGCACAUCAGUGAUGUACAGCAAGCUGACUACGGUAUCUACAAGUGCAUAGCCAAGAAUCCACGUGGCGAAGCCGAUGGAACAAUCAGAUUAUACUCAUCGAGUCCACCUACGACGAUACCACCAUCCACAACCGAAGUCAUCACGACGACCGUGUCUUCUACGAGAGCCAUCGAGCUACCGUUCGGACCAACGACGGUCGUGUCGGUCCAGCAGUAUGAGAAAGGAAACAAAUACCAGUCCAUCCUGAACGACGUGGACCGGUCCGAGCAGAAGUCCAGCGAUAGCUCCAAAUCAAAUCGAGAUCGAUCGCCAGCGAACCGUCCGAAAAACAGCGGUUCCACCCAUAAUAGUUGGUGUUGGCUGUCGCUUGUCCUGCCACUGGCAUUCCAAGUGACCCAUCUGACGCGACAGUGACGGUGACUACCGGAACCGGUCGGUGCAGUUUGUUGGAUGUUGCGUUAGGGAUGAAUCCAUGAACUACGAAGAAAGUUAAUGUAUUGAAUAUGUUUAGGAUUAGGAUAUAUGGGACGAGGGAUUAGUUUUUUGAUGUUAUCGUUCUGUUUGGUACUCCGGCAGGGACGUUGAAGCCAUUACCGGAGCCGGAUGGUUUUCCACGCUUGCUCAUGAUUUUACACGGCAAGCCUAGUGUAAAGGUAGUUAUGUUACAAUUUGUACAUUUAAUCAGAGUAAAAAACACAAAAUGCUAUACAUAUAUAGUGGAAGAUAUAGGUAAAUUUUUACGAUCAAUGGAGAUGCCACAGCAUCGUGAGAUGAGGCCGAGUCGAGGUUGUUGUAAAAUUAUUAUCAGGAUAUGGCAGAUCAAAGUAUGUUGAAGGAGACAUGAUACUUGAUAGCGUUAAUGCCUUACGUAAAAAUUAAGCCAAUAAACCAGCAGCGUAACCGAAUAAGUCAGGGGAGAAACACGAAGAAGAUGAAGAAGAAGCAGCAGCAGAUGUGAGAUAAGGUAGAAUCACCUAUUAACUGAACUGGUGUUGUGAGCUAUGAAACAAGUAUUAAAACUAAUCAACGUGGAGGAUUUCUUUUUUUUCGCUCGCCGUCUAUCACAGUCAUUUGAACGGAAAAGUGUUUUUAGAUAACAGUCAAUUAAAUGUCGGCCACUAAACGGUUCAGUGUCGCACGGUGGAGGAGUGACGAUAAUGAAAAACUAGAACAAAGUUUCGUUUCUGUUAUAAAUUUGUUUCCAGGAAUGGGAAGGGGGAAGGGAAGUUGGUUAUGAUGAAUGCAGGAACGAGAAGCAUAACUUUUGGUCGGACGUUUGCGUCAACUUGUGCUCGGAGGCAUUCUCGGGCGAACGAAUUUGCUAUUUUCGUGACGCCAGCCGUAUCAGGAGAAUAAUUGGCAAUCAAGGUGUCAUGUUAGCUAGUUUUAUUGUUGGCUAGUUUUUAUCUUCCACUGUUUUCUGGACAAUGCACUGCUUGUUUCAGUUUGGUUAUGUAGAAUCAAAAACUAGGCUUAAUUAUAUUGAGAAUUGGAAGAAUGUUUCGUGAGAUUCUGCAGUAUUCACAACAACAGCAAAAAAAGAUAAUCAAAACUUAAGACAAACGAAUGUGGGUGUUAAACUAAUCUAAAUUUUAUCGUUGUAUGAUAUCUAAAAUACAGAGAAAAUCUGGCAAGAGCUAUAAAAUGUACCAUAAUCACACACACGACAACAAGAAAACGUACUGCUAAGUAAUGCAUUAACACAACUUUCUAAGUAAAAGAGGUACUAAACCAAUCAACUAAAUACAAAUUACUCUUAAGGACAUAAACAAGGAAUGGAAAAACUGUGCUGCGCUUUCAACACAAACUGUAACUGAAUCGUCACCAAAAAAGAACAAAACGAAAAACUAUCAAACGCCAAACGACGAAAUCAAACAAAACCUGCAGAAGAAGCAAAACCGGGAUUCUAGUGAACUUUUGCAGUCGGGUAAUAAAACACAAUUUGUUAGCGAUAAAAUUGUGGACACAUACCCGACACACAUAGUCACACGCGCCAAAAACCCCCAGACCUUGAGAAAGCUAGCUCACUCACUCCUUAGCACACACAUAAAUAUAAGCUGAGAUAAAUACUUAUCAUAGUUAGAACAAAACAAAAACGGAAAAAGUAAAAUAAAAAGUUUGUUAUCUAUGAUCAGACAGAAAGGAGCAUCGUAGCAUAAGACACAUUGACACACACACGUCACACAAGAGCAUGCAACUUGCAGUCGUUACACACAGGAUGGACACGUUAUACAAAAACCAAAUAAAAAGACAGACAGACAGUGCAGCAACAACAACAAAAACAUUCAGAAACACGAACAUGAAUGGGAA
Ochlerotatus camptorhynchus is the source of this 3860-nucleotide messenger RNA. RefSeq names its product lachesin-like. Lineage: Eukaryota; Metazoa; Arthropoda; Insecta; Diptera; Culicidae. The record is from RefSeq and is a predicted model, not a curated record. Gene Ontology annotation, cellular component: neuron projection. The transcript has 10 exons. Bases 576 to 1964 code for a protein of 462 amino acids.